AAUUUUGAGGAAAGUUGCAAACGAUCGAAAGAAACGUGAUGGCAGCAUCAGAAUUCUUGUUAAAACUCCUGCAAAUUUCUACUUUUUGCGGCCUGACUGAGUCGUAGUUCGCUGUUCAUCGUCCAAAGUCGCCGUUUAAGCGAUGCAGUCCCAAUCUCAACAGUGUCACCAGCGAAAUGUUUCUGGAUUUUCGUUUUCUUUAUUCUAAUUAUCCAUCAGAAUCUUAAAAAUUUGCGCAUAAAGCUUUGUUCCGUGACAAAGGGGGAGAGGAAUUCGAUUCCUUUGUCGAACCGAGCUUUCGAGGAAUGUAGCAUAUAUAUUUUGUCUGCUGUAGUGUUUUUUGAGGUGGUGCCAAUUUGUUUCUUCUCUGCCUUCAUGGAUUCUAAUGUACGAGCUCGUUUCACACUCGGCAAACAGUCGUCGCUCCAGCCGGAACGGCAAGGCUCGACAGCGGUUGCCGAGGAGUUGGAUGAUUCGAUCGCGAUUGAUCCUGGGAUUAAGCUGAUGUACCUGUCGAAUGAUGGCGACUCGGAUGGGAUUAGAGAGCUGCUGGAUUCGGGUGCCGACGUGAAUUUUCGCGACAUUGACGGCCGAACCUCUUUGCAUGUUGCUGCUUGUCAGGGCAGGCCAGGGAUUGUUGAGAUACUACUCGAAAGAGGAGCGGAGGUCGACGUUCAGGACCGAUGGGGCAGCACGCCUCUUGCAGAUGCCAUAUAUUACAAGAAUCAGGAAGUGAUCAAGCUCUUAGAGAAACAUGGUGCUAGGCUACCGAUGGCUCCAAUGCUUGUGCAAAAUGCUCUUGAAGUCCCGGAAUAUGAGAUCAAUCCAAAUGAGCUUGAUUUUUCUAAGAGUGUGAACAUUACAAAAGGAACUUUCUGCAUUGCAUCAUGGCGGGGAAUUGAAGUUGCUGUGAAAACACUAGGAGAGGAAGUUUUCACUGAUGAGGAUAAAGUGAAGGCAUUCAGGGAUGAACUUGCUUUACUUCAAAAGAUACGGCAUCCUAACGUUGUCCAAUUUUUGGGAGCUGUAACACAAAGUAGUCCAAUGAUGAUUGUCAUGGAGUAUUUGCCACAGGGAGACCUUCAUGCAUACUUGAAACGGAAAGGUUCCUUGAAGCUAGCAACAGUUGUUAAGUUUGCUCUUGACAUUGCUAGGGGAAUGAAUUAUUUACAUGAGCAUAAACCUGAAGCAAUAAUUCAUCGCGAUCUUGAACCUUCAAACAUACUGCGGGAUGAUUCUAUGCACCUGAAAGUUGCAGACUUUGGAGUUAGCAAACUUCUGAAAUUGUCAAAUAGGGUCAAAGAAGACAGACCUGUGGCUGUGGCAUGUCACGAUACUUCAUGGCGAUAUGUGGCGCCUGAGGUUUAUAAAGAUGAAGAAUACGAUACGAAAGUGGAUGUAUUUUCAUUUGCCUUGAUCUUGCAAGAGAUGAUAGAAGGCAAUCCACCUUUUCCAACAAAGCCAGAAAACGAAGUACCUAAAGCUUAUAUAGCUGGUGAACGCCCACCAUUUAUGGCUCCAACUAAGCGUUAUGCAGAUGGAGUGAAGGAGCUAAUCGAGGAAUGUUGGGAAGAGAAGCCACAUAAAAGACCCACGUUUCGGCAAAUAAUAAGAAGGUUGGAGGAUAUCAACAAUGAACUUAUGCACACAAGGAGCUUGAAGAUGAAUCAUUUCUGCAAUUGCUUCGGGAACCUGACAGCCUUGUUUAAAAGGGAAAGGACUAGUCCAGGCAGCAGAUCUUUCUCGAAAAGCAAAUGAGCCAAGAGGCAUUGUCCCUACGCGAAGUUCAGGGGCCCCUAGUUUCACAUGAAGCUUAGCAAUUAUGGGGGAAAGUGAUCUUAUUGUUGCUGCUAUCAGUUGGGAGACCAUCCAAAUGGGCGUAUUUCAGUAUUGAUAUAUCUACGUCACAAUAAAUGUUGAUGAUGACGACAAGUUCCUAUUAUAUAUCUUUGGACACAAUUUUAGACUUAUUACUUGUUAAUUCUUAAUAGAACUUGGUUAAUUAGUACUUGUUUCUGUUGUUUCAAAUUAAAGGGGCUUUAGUAUUUGGUAA
Cucurbita moschata (crookneck pumpkin) is the source of this 2053-nucleotide messenger RNA. RefSeq names its product integrin-linked protein kinase 1. Gene Ontology annotation, biological process: protein phosphorylation. The coding region runs from base 376 to 1758 and encodes 460 amino acids. Gene Ontology annotation, molecular function: protein binding; protein kinase activity; ATP binding. The transcript has 13 exons. Lineage: Eukaryota; Viridiplantae; Streptophyta; Magnoliopsida; Cucurbitales; Cucurbitaceae. The record is from RefSeq and is a predicted model, not a curated record.